AUGGCUGGUCUAUCCCAAGAAUUUGUUGGCAUUUACGUCAAUACAGUAAUUGAAAACACUAUGAGCCUGAGUGAAGCCCGAUCCAUGCGCAAGCCCUGGAACAAAUUGGAGUCGGAAUCAGAUUCAGAAUCAGAUUCAGAAUCAGAAUCUUAUUUUUGUAAGGGCCGAGGUAAACUCGACAACACGAGAAAAUCUCAAAUUGGGAAAAAUUGUAAACAAACUUCGCCGAAAAUAAGAGGACAACACAGUUCAAUCCAGGGCCGGAAUUAUAUAGAUAAUAUAAAGAGUUUGCUCUGUAGAAAGGUACAGAAGGUCAAGGAGGGGACCGAGCGGGAAAAAAUAGCCUUGAUCACUAUUACACCGAUUGUCGAAACUACAUCCUAUUCCGAAACUGUAUCCCCAAAGAACUAA
Lodderomyces theae is the source of this 411-nucleotide messenger RNA. RefSeq lists its product as uncharacterized. The transcript has 2 exons. Bases 1 to 411 code for a protein of 136 amino acids. The record is from RefSeq and is a predicted model, not a curated record. NCBI's taxonomy places the organism in Eukaryota, Fungi, Ascomycota, Pichiomycetes, Serinales, Debaryomycetaceae.